Nicotiana tabacum (common tobacco) is the source of this 2155-nucleotide messenger RNA. NCBI's taxonomy places the organism in Eukaryota, Viridiplantae, Streptophyta, Magnoliopsida, Solanales, Solanaceae. The record is from RefSeq and is a predicted model, not a curated record.
UUAAGUGCGUUACUAUUUUUAAAUUUUCAGAGCAAAAUCUGAAAUCACUUUGCAUAGUUCUAGGAUAAAUCUGAAACAAAGCCCUAGCAUCACUGUAUCGGUCGGCACGAUACAUAGCACCGAUGAUAGCAUUACACGUGAAUACAGUCGACCGUGUGUUUGAGAAAACGACGUGACGAGCAACGACAGUUGCGGAUUCCAAAUCCCCGAUGCGAAUAAUAGACUAUAAGGCGAUUGUGAAGGCUAAGCCGGUGGGCGCUCAGUGCCGACGUGGUGUCGGGAAGGCGGGAACGAGGGUUGUUAGGUGAAGGCGGUCCCCUCGGGAGUGGAUCACGACAGAGGGCGUUGAUUGGUGGUUCAAUACGGAGGCGGCGCUUGCGACGGCGGCGUUCGGCAUUGGUUUCUUCGGCUGAGAAAAAUAUGUAUGAUCGCUGAGGGAGAAGGAAGUCGGGGUUUUGAGGAGGUGGUGGUUGUGGUGUUGGGUGAGGAUGAACGGAUAAUGUGAUUUGAAUUCUGACAGCGGCGGAGGAACGACGGAGAGAGCGGAGGAGGAUGCCAUAGAGAGGGGGAAGAGUGGCAGUGGUCUUGGGCUGGCCCUUUAAUUAGUUUUAGGUUAUUAAUUGUAUGAUUUAUUUUGUGGCUACCUAUUGUCAUUAAUUUUUCCCGGAUAGUUACAAAUGAAGUUUGCUCUUGUGCAUUCGCCCUCCACCUUCUUGUUUAUGGCCCACUUGAAGUCGGUCCAAGAAGUAGUAGCAUGGCCCCAUGUCUGAGAGGUCCAAUGGACGGCCAGUGAGUCCCGUAAAACCAAAAAGUAUAUAACGACGUCGUUGACAGACUCUGGAAGUAGCUACCAUCCAUCCACGUGUUCCCCUGCUUAAGUGAUCUUUUGUCUUUGCUGCCUUGUUUUGUCUUCAAUACAAUUACGAUUUAAUCUUUUCGAUCCUCUCUCUACAUUCACUAGACUAGAUUCCCCAUUCUUAGCCUGUUAUUCUUAAUACCGUCAUUACUGAUUCCAGUUAAGCAGUUGCACUUUUUGAAUUUUCAUCAGCACAUUUUCUCGAGUUUUCAGUGGGUUACAAGUGGAAAAUAGGGUAGUCUUUUAGAAUGUAACUGGUUGUUGAGGCUGUUCCAAUCAUGGAGAAUCCGUUGGAGAAUCUUGGGUCAAAACACCUAAUAAAGAAGCAUGAAUUUGUGAGGAUCAUUAUUCAGUGUCUCUAUUCUUUAGGCUACAGAAAGUCUGCUGUUUCUUUGGAAUCAGAAUCUGGGAUUGCCUACAAAUCUGAUGAACUUGAGUCCCUCGAGUCGCAUAUUCUUGAUGCUAAUUGGGAUGCGUGUAUUGACUGCCUUAAUAGACUUAAUGGCUUGACCAAUGAGACAAGAGCGUCGGCUUUGUUUCUUGUUCUCAAACAGUGUUUGUUAGAGUAUUUGAAUCGUGGGGACGACUCUUCAGCUUUGGAAAUCUUACAGAAACAGAUAUCUGGUUUACAAGUGGCGAAAGAGAAGGUUCAUAAGCUUGCUUUUGGAUUUCUCUCCUUGAAGGAGUUGGGGUUGGGUAAGGUAGAUCUUGAUGUUAUUUCUAAUUUGCGAAAUUUUUUGCUGAUGGAACUUGAAAAAGUACUGCCGCCACCCAUUACAUUGCCCGAACGAAGAUUAGAGUACUUGGUUGAAAUGGCUGUAUGGUCGAAGAUAGAUAACUGUGUGUAUCAUAAUUCAGUUGAUGCAAUUUCACUCUACGAAGAUCACCAUUGUGAUGGAAGUCAGUUUCCAACAAAGACCACUCAGAUUCUGACUAACCACAGGAAUGAAGUCUGGUAUGUGCAGUUCUCGAACAAUGGAAACUACUUGGCAUCAUCAUCAAGUGACUGCACGGCCAUCAUAUGGAAGGUACUGGAUGAUGGGAACCUGACCCAGAGACAUGUGCUGCAGAGCCACAAAAAGCCAGUUUCUUUUGUAGCAUGGAGCCCUGAUGAUACAAUGUUGCUAACCUGCGGGAACAUGGAAGUGCUCAAGCUCUGGGACGUGGAAACAGCUCAGACCCUGAAAAAGGCAUAUACAUGUGGGACUGUGAGGGUAAGGAGAUCAAAUCGUGGAGAGGGCUGCGGAUGCCGAAGGUUUUAGAUCUUGCUGUUACACCUGAUGGAGAAAAACUUAUCAG